This is a messenger RNA of Moneuplotes crassus, 1134 nucleotides long. Lineage: Eukaryota; Ciliophora; Spirotrichea; Euplotida; Euplotidae. The record is from the annotation of a GenBank genome assembly.
CCUGAUCACAUUAAGAUGAAUCUACCUAAUAAUUCAGAGUUUGCAAGCAUCACAGAACACAUUGAGAAGUGUGCAGACUUAAAGUCUGUGAUACAAGUUCUAUUAGACUUCAGUGAGAAGUGUUUGACUGAAACCUUGUUCUUGAUGGUUUUUUGUGUACAAGUAGGAAACUAUCAAUAAGAAUGGCUGAGAAAGCUCACAGUUUGCAGACAAAUGCAGAGUUAGUCAAAGCUGAUAAGAUUUCUGAGUUUGUGAUCAAAUCCAACAACACUUUGACCACCGAAAAUACAGUGAAAUGGUCCAAACUUACAGACACUUUUUGGUACAUUGAGCUGAAUUCAAAGCCUACUUGAAACACCAGCUACAGAAGCAUACCCAGUGGACUAGAAUUACUUGCUCAGAAUGUCCAGUGCCUGUUCCAUCUGGCUGGAAACUCAAACAGACUUCAGACAGCAACUUCGAACUCACACCCACAACCGAUUGGCUUGAGUUGGCUGAAGAAGCAGAACACCUCGGAAAGAAGUAUGUCCAGUCUGACAAUUCUCAGUACAAAGUUGUGUAUGAGAACUACCAGAGUCAAGACCACAAGUCGGUUUCGUGUAUCUCAGCUAAAGGCUCCAGCAACUCAUGAGACUCACCUGACAAUUCUGGUGAGAACUCAGAGUAUUUCUCUUUGGUUUCAGAUAAAGUUGAGAAACCUGUGAGUAAGCAGAGAGUCAUCGGGAAAGGACCUAAAAUCGCUUACAGGAAACUGAAUAAAUAGAAGUUACUCUUCAAAUGUCAGAGUCAGAGACAACACAGACGAAGUCAAGAAACAAAAUGAUCAAGGUACUCAUUCUAAUGCAUGGCACUGACCCUAUAGAGUUUGAUGCUCCGAUGCACAUGAGGAACCAGUAAUUUCGCGGACUCACUGUCAAAGAAAUGUCAAUUGUUCAGAUGCAAACAAAGCCUCAGCUCCAGUCAAAGUCAAAUCAAAGACAACUGAAGUCGAACUUCAGAAAGAACCUUGAGAUCAAGCCUACCAAGCUCAAAUAUUGUCCUUCUGGCCUUGUUGAUGUUUUUCAGAAAAAGACUGGUGAAGUUAACGCCAACUCAAUUUUAGGCAAACGAGUCAGUGAGAGUCUGAACAGAAGU